AUGAAUAUUUUAAGAAUUGUUUAAAGAUUCAGUUAGAAUCACUCAUAUCGAUUAACUGAAUAAGGUUCAGGAUUCUCUUAUCAAAUUAAUUUAUAUUCUAAUGAUAAAAUAACAUCAUUUUGGCAUGAUGUACCAAUCUAUCCAAUAAAAGAAUAAUUUAAUAUCAUAAAUGUAGGAAUUGAAAUACCUAAAGAGAGAUUAGCAAAAUUUGAAGUAAGUAAAACUAUUAAAUAUAAUCCAAUUGUGUAAGAUAAAAAGACGAAAAAAAAUUCAGAUGAAAAAGAACUAAGAUAUUAUGCACAAUUUGCUCCAUACAAUUAUGGCUUUAUACCUUAAACAUGGGAAAAUUCAACCAUUAAUUUACAUGAAGGAUUCAAGGGAGAUGACGAUCCUUUAGAUAUUUUAGAUUUAAGUAUGAAGAAAGUAUUCAAGCCAGGUGAUAUAUUUUAAGCUAAAAUUAUUGGAGCUUUUUGUGUUUUAGAUCAAGAUGAGGUAGAUUGGAAAAUAUUGGUUUUAAACACUGAAGAAGCUGAUUAAUUAAAAAUUAAUGAAUUUAACGAUUAUGAAAAAAAAUAUCCUGAUUUAGGUAGAUAUAUGCUUAAUCGAUUUCGUUAUAUUAAAACCUUUGAUGGAAAAAAAGAAAACUAAAUCUUAUUCAAUAAUUAAAUAUUUGAUGCUAAGAGAGCAGUCGAAAUUGUUAAGGAAGGUCAUUAAUAAUAUUAAGACUUACUUUAGAAUCCAAAUUUGAAAAUGAAAAGAUAGGAAUUCUUAAUUACUAAUUGAGUUAAUUAUAAAUAAGAUAUACUGGAG
Paramecium sonneborni is the source of this 810-nucleotide messenger RNA. NCBI's taxonomy places the organism in Eukaryota, Ciliophora, Oligohymenophorea, Peniculida, Parameciidae. The record is from the annotation of a GenBank genome assembly.